AUGCUUCGCAAUUUCAAAAUAAGGCCACGCCAGUUGGCUUCUAUUCGUGGAUUGGCCACCACUGCAGAUCCAGCCGUAAAUCCAAAUAGACACCAUGGAGGAUUGAAGGAUCAAGAUCGUAUUUUCCAAAACCUUUAUGGAAAUUAUGGUCAUGAUUUGAAAUCAGCACAAAAGAUGGGAGAUUGGUACAAGACAAAAGAAAUCAUUUUAAAGGGUGACAAAUGGAUCAUCGACGAAAUGAAAAAGUCUGGAUUAAGAGGAAGAGGGGGUGCAGGUUUCCCAUCGGGAUUGAAAUGGUCUUUUAUGAACCCACCUGGAUGGGAGAAGAAUGUGGGACCCAGAUACUUGGUUGUCAAUGCUGAUGAAGGUGAGCCAGGUACAUGUAAAGAUAGAGAAAUUAUCAGAAAAGACCCUCAUAAGUUAGUCGAAGGUUGUUUAUUGGCAGGUAGAGCUAUGAAUGCUACUGCUGCUUAUAUUUAUAUCAGAGGAGAAUUUUACAAUGAGACUGUUAUACUACAAAAUGCCAUAAAUGAAGCUUACAAGGCUGGUUUAAUUGGUAAAAAUGCAUGUGGAUCUGGAUAUGAUUUUGAUAUAUAUGUACACAGAGGUAUGGGUGCAUACGUUUGUGGUGAAGAGACUGCCUUGAUUGAAUCCAUCGAGGGUAAAGCAGGUAAACCAAGAUUGAAGCCACCAUUCCCAGCUGGGGUGGGUUUAUUUGGAAGACCUACAACUGUCGCCAAUGUCGAAACAGUUUCAGUUGCACCAACUAUUUUAAGGAGAGGAGGAGCAUGGUUCGACGCAUUGGGUCGUGAAAGAAACUCUGGUACAAAAUUGUUCUGUAUAUCGGGACAUGUAAACGAGCCAUGUACGGUGGAAGAGGAAAUGUCUAUACCAUUAAAAGAAUUACUAGAAAAGCACUGUGGUGGUAUCAAGGGAGGCUGGGACAACUUGUUGGGUGUUGUACCUGGUGGUUCAUCAGUUCCAAUCAUGCCAAAAGAAACCUGUGACACAGUUUUGAUGGAUUACGAUGCAUUGAGGGAUGUAGGAUCAGGUUUGGGUACUGCAGCAGUUAUUGUUAUGAACAAACAAACCGAUAUAAUAAGAGCUAUUCAAAGAUUUUCCCAUUUCUACAAACACGAAUCAUGUGGUCAAUGUACCCCAUGUCGUGAAGGAACUACUUGGUUACAAAGGAUGAUGGAUAGAUUCCAAACUGGCCAAGCUACUGAAAGGGAAAUUGAUAUGAUUUUUGAAUUAACUAAGGAGAUUGAAGGUCACACCAUCUGUGCUCUUGGUGAUGCUGCCGCAUGGCCAGUUCAAGGUUUAAUUAAAUCAUUCAGACCUGUAAUGGUUGAUAGAAUAAAUGAAUAUCAAAAGAAGCAUGCAGAUUUGGGACCAGUCCAAUACGGUGGAUGGAUUGAUGAAGGUAAAGUCAAAGAUGGUGUUGUUGUUGACAAUCCUAUACCACACGGUCAUUAA
Lodderomyces orthopsilosis Co 90-125 is the source of this 1476-nucleotide messenger RNA. It is a transcript of the gene NDH51, whose product is annotated as Ndh51p. The transcript has a single exon. Lineage: Eukaryota; Fungi; Ascomycota; Pichiomycetes; Serinales; Debaryomycetaceae. The record is from RefSeq and is a predicted model, not a curated record. Gene Ontology annotation, molecular function: 4 iron, 4 sulfur cluster binding; NADH dehydrogenase (ubiquinone) activity; NAD binding. The coding region runs from base 1 to 1476 and encodes 491 amino acids.